Molecule: messenger RNA, 1584 nt
Organism: Aspergillus candidus
Lineage: Eukaryota; Fungi; Ascomycota; Eurotiomycetes; Eurotiales; Aspergillaceae
Product: acetamidase/formamidase family protein
Exons: 5
Coding region: 275-1510 (411 amino acids)
Molecular function (GO): hydrolase activity, acting on carbon-nitrogen (but not peptide) bonds, in linear amides
Source: RefSeq, a predicted model, not a curated record
GGCUGUUGUUUGCGGGGUAUCAGCCAUCGUUGGAGAUAACGUCAUGUGGGCCGGACAACAUUCAUGGAUAACACGUCCUCCGCUGGGAUUUAUUGGCUAUCAAUCUCCAUCACUCCGAAUCUCCAACUCUUCGGUUAUGGUUUCCGGCUGGUGGAGUAGUGCCUCGCCGUUAUAUAACAGCUGCCAUUAGUCUCAAAUUGGGGCUGAUAUCUCUCCUACAACGAUCUCUCCUAUACCACAGCCAAGUUCAGGACCAAGUAACCCAGCCGAAGAUAUGGGCGUCAAAGGAAUUCGCACGGCCUUGAAGGUCGACUUUGAUAAGCAUGCUAGUGAGCAGGCUGGCUUGCACAACCGGUGGCACCCCGAUGUACCCGCCUACGGCAAGAUCGCCAACAACGAAGUCGUCAAGAUCGAAUGUCUCGACUGGACCGGAGGCCAGAUCAAGAACAACGACUCAGCCGACGACAUCAAAAACGUCGACCUCACCCAAAUCCACUACCUCUCCGGUCCAUUCGACAUCGAGACCGCCGAGCCAGGUGACGUCCUAUUAGUAGAAAUCCAGGACGUGCAGCCGUUCGAGGACCGGCCGUGGGGCUUCACGGGCAUCUUCUCCCCGCAGAACGGGGGCGGCUUCUUGGAUGAGCUCUAUCCUGAACCCGCUAAAGCCAUCUGGGAUUUUGAGGGCAUCUUUUGCUCUUCCCGCCAUAUCCCUCAUGUGCGCUUCGCCGGCCUCAUCCACCCCGGUAUCUUGGGCUGUGCUCCCUCCGCGGAGGUCCUCGCGGAAUGGAACCGUCGCGAAGGCGAGCUGAUCGCUACCAACACCACCAGCCGUGACGUUGCCAAACCCCCUGAGCCGCAGAACGUCCACGCCGGUUCCGCCGAGGAAGCUGUCAAGGCAAAGAUCGGAAAGGAAGGCGCACGAACCAUUCCCGGCCGCCCCGAACACGGCGGCAACUGCGACAUCAAGAACCUCUCCCGUGGCUCAAAAGUGUACCUCCCCGUGCACGUCCCCGGCGCCAAGUUCUCCGUCGGCGACCUGCACUUCUCGCAAGGCGACGGCGAGAUCUCCUUCUGCGGCGCCAUCGAAAUGGCCGGCGUCAUCACGCUCAAAUUCACCGUCAUCAAAGACGGCAUGUCCAAACUGGCAAUGAAGUCCCCGAUAUUCCACCCGGGCCCCGUCGAGCCGCAGUUCGGCCCCGGCCGCUACCUCACCUUCGAGGGCUUCUCCGUCGACGAGCACGGCAAGCAGCAUUAUCUCGAUGCGACCGUCGCGUAUCGCCAGACGUGUCUAAGGGUUAUUGAGUACCUUCGUCGGUACGGGUAUAGUGAUUAUCAGGUUUAUUUGCUGCUGAGUAGUGCGCCUGUGCAGGGCCAUAUUGCGGGUUUGGUGGACAUUCCGAAUGCGUGUACCACGCUGGGGGUGCCGAUGGAUAUUUUUGAUUUUGAUAUUAGGCCCGAGGCGGAGGUUGUAAGGGGGGAUAUGGGGUCUUGUGCGUUUGCGGGGAAAUAGCUCGGCUCCUGUUUUGUAGCUUGCCAUGCGUGGUUGAUGUUCAAGAAUACUGUCCGGAGUUUCCUUCGUCUUCA